Messenger RNA from Vicugna pacos (alpaca), 1562 nucleotides. It is a transcript of the gene OR10A3, whose product is annotated as olfactory receptor family 10 subfamily A member 3. Gene Ontology annotation, molecular function: G protein-coupled receptor activity; olfactory receptor activity. Gene Ontology annotation, cellular component: membrane. Gene Ontology annotation, biological process: G protein-coupled receptor signaling pathway. The record is from RefSeq and is a predicted model, not a curated record. NCBI's taxonomy places the organism in Eukaryota, Metazoa, Chordata, Mammalia, Artiodactyla, Camelidae.
UUAUUGGCCAUUCUCAAAACUGCCAACUAGAAGACUUGUCUAAAUGAAUUCAUCAUUAUAUCUUCUGUCAGGAAUACUAGAUUCAAACUCUCAGCUAUUGAAUUGUGGCUUCAUAAUUUACACAUAAUGUCUGUAAAAACAGUAUGUGCUCCACCACUGAAAUGAAAAGGCAAAACCAAAGCUCUGUGGUUGAGUUCAUCCUCUUGGGCUUUUCUGACUUUCCUGAACUCCAGGGGCAGCUCUUUGGGGUGUUCCUGGUUGUUUACUUGGUGACCCUGAUGGGAAAUGCCAUCAUUAUAGUCGUCAUCUCCCUGGAACAGAGCCUCCACGUUCCCAUGUACUUGUUUCUCCUGAACUUGUCUGUGGUUGAUGUCAGUUUCAGUGCAGUCAUUAUGCCUGAAAUGCUGGUGGUCCUCGCCACUGAAAAAACUUCAAUUUCAUUUGUGAGCUGUUUUGCACAGAUGUAUUUUGUUCUUUUUUUUGGUGGGACUGAAUGUUUUCUCCUGGGGGCAAUGGCUUAUGACCGAUUUGCUGCAAUCUGCUGUCCUCUGAGCUACCCAGUGAUUAUGAACAAAAAGGUUUUCAUGAAAUUAGUGAUAUUCUCAUGGGUCUCAGGGAUCAUGGUGGCUACUAUGCAGACCUCGUGGGUUUUUAGUUUUCCCUUUUGUGGCCCCAAUGAAAUUAAUCAUCUCUUCUGUGAGACUCCCCCAGUGCUAGAGCUUGCAUGUGCAGACACCUUUAUGUUUGAAAUCUACGCAUUCACUGGCACCAUUUUGAUCAUUAUGGUUCCUUUCCUGUUGAUACUCUUGUCUUACACUCGAAUCCUCUUUGCCAUCCUGAAGAUGCCAUCGACAACCGGAAGGCAAAAAGCCUUUUCCACCUGUGCCUCCCAUCUCACCUCUGUCACCCUCUUCUAUGGCACGGCCAGUAUGACUUACUUACAACCCAAAUCUGGCUACUCCCCAGAAACCAAGAAGCUGAUGUCUUUGGCUUACACGUUGCUCACACCUCUGCUGAAUCCACUGAUCUACAGUUUGCGAAACAGUGAGAUGAAAAGAGCUUUGGUGAAAUUAUGGCGAAGAAAAGUGGAUUUACACACACUCUGGCUGUGCUGAGAAGCCGUGUGAUAUUUGGUCACUGCUCAGUGGAACUCUGUUUGAAUUUUACAAAUGGCCAAAUAAUCUGCAUUUCUUGGUAUGAACAUGUUUAAUUUGUUGAGUUUUCCAAAUUCAACAAUAUAUUAGGGAUCCCUUUCUUUUGAUAAUGUAUUGUUGUCAUUCAUUUUUCAUAGAUAAUAUGUUUUCAUGACAUAUAAUACAACAGUUUAUCUGUUUCUCUACUAUAAUUAUCCAAGUUGUUACUGAAUUAUUGUCAUUAAGAUUAAGCUUCAAUAAACAUCUAGUUCCAUAUGUUCGUAUGUGCUGACAUUUUAUCCCUGUGUGAUAGAUUCCUCAAAGUGGGUCUGAUGGGAUGAAGAGUAUGUAUGCUUAUAGAUUUUAAUAGCUGUUGCAGAAUUACUUUUCAAAAUCAUUGUAACUUUUCAAGGGGGGAGGGCAUAGCUC